Messenger RNA from Spinacia oleracea (spinach), 901 nucleotides. Its product is annotated as ADP-ribosylation factor. Lineage: Eukaryota; Viridiplantae; Streptophyta; Magnoliopsida; Caryophyllales; Amaranthaceae. Gene Ontology annotation, molecular function: GTP binding; GTPase activity. Bases 165 to 710 code for a protein of 181 amino acids. The record is from RefSeq and is a predicted model, not a curated record. The transcript is spliced from 7 exons.
CGUCCGUCUUGUACGAAAUCUUUGGUAGCAUAUUAAUCAUUUAUAUGCUGCUCCCCCUCUCCCCUUCCUCACUUUCUCUCUCUCCUCACCUCCUCGUGAUCGUGGACGCUUCAGCAGAGAUCUCCCUCCUCCUCUUCCUCCUUUCUCUCUCCUCGCCGUGAAAGAUGGGGCUGUCGUUUACCAAAUUGUUCAGUCGGUUGUUUGCCAAGAAGGAAAUGCGUAUCCUUAUGGUAGGUCUCGAUGCGGCUGGUAAAACUACCAUUCUUUAUAAACUCAAGCUUGGAGAGAUUGUCACCACCAUUCCUACCAUCGGAUUUAAUGUUGAGACUGUGGAAUACAAGAACAUCAGCUUCACUGUGUGGGAUGUUGGAGGUCAAGACAAGAUUCGUCCAUUGUGGAGACAUUACUUCCAAAACACCCAAGGACUCAUCUUUGUGGUUGACAGUAAUGAUCGUGACCGUGUUGUUGAGGCCAGGGACGAGCUGCAUAGAAUGUUAAAUGAGGAUGAAUUGCGGGAUGCAGUAUUGUUGGUGUUUGCUAACAAGCAAGAUCUUCCAAAUGCAAUGAAUGCUGCUGAGAUCACCGAUAAGCUUGGCCUCCAUUCUCUACGUCAACGUCACUGGUACAUACAGAGCACAUGUGCCACCUCUGGUGAAGGGCUUUACGAGGGACUGGACUGGCUUUCAAACAACAUCGCUAGCAAGGCUUAGAAGAAACAAAACGAGUAACGUUAGCUGUUCUCAGGAAAGAAGUUGGAGUAUAGGCUGAGGACUGUUAUUACUGCUAGUGUUAUCUUCUUUAUUUUUCCAAUUAUAUGUUCUCAUUUUUGGUUGCUACCCGGACAAGGAUGCUUUCUUGUGUUCAUGUUGACUUGUUAUAAUACCAUACUUUUAGUUGGUGA